Messenger RNA from Rhipicephalus sanguineus (brown dog tick), 2230 nucleotides. RefSeq names its product alpha-2-macroglobulin receptor-associated protein. Lineage: Eukaryota; Metazoa; Arthropoda; Arachnida; Ixodida; Ixodidae. The record is from RefSeq and is a predicted model, not a curated record. Gene Ontology annotation, molecular function: low-density lipoprotein particle receptor binding; receptor antagonist activity; heparin binding. Bases 154 to 1161 code for a protein of 335 amino acids. Gene Ontology annotation, biological process: regulation of receptor-mediated endocytosis. The transcript is spliced from 8 exons. Gene Ontology annotation, cellular component: endomembrane system; endoplasmic reticulum.
GUGAGGCGAAGCCGACGUUCACUUUCACGCUUGCAACGUGAUCGGCGUGGCUCCCGAAGUUUGGAGGAGGCACGCAUAGCGUCCUUUUCAACGCAGGGGUCUCAUCUAGUCAACAACACCUCCGAGUGACCGUCGAGACGAAAGACUACGAUAAUGUCUCGGAACGUCGUUUUCCUGGCGCUGUUCUUGGUCUCCAUGAAUUGCCUAGCCGCAGCCCACAGCGGUAACAAGUACAGCGAAGCCAUGAACAAAGUUGGACCACCUCCCCCCGCAAACGCCGAGAAAAAACCGUUUCGCAUGCACAAGCUCAACCUGAUUUGGGAGAAGGCACAGAAGAGGCUAAGCGAAGCCAAACUGAAGGGCCUCUUUGCCGACCUCAAAGUACAAGACAAGGAAGAGCUUGCCUGGAAGAAAAUGGUGGUCCAGGACAAGGAAGGUCUCAAGGAGGCUGAACUCCGAAGCAAGCUCAAAGCUAUUGUGGACAAGUUCGACCUGGCUGACCAGUUCAAGCACCACCAAGACGAACCUCCCGAGCACCCGAAUGUGGCUCGCAAGGAAGGCUACAUGUUCCGGGACAAGAAGCUCAACAAGCUCUGGAUGAAAGUGCAGAAAGCUGGCCUCAGUGAUCAAGAGCUGCGUACUCUCAAGGAAGAGUUCCAACACCAUCAGGACAAGAUCGACCAGUUCUACGCAACACAGGACAAAGAUGAGAAGGAUUUGGCCAACGACGUGGAGCUGAACAUGCUGGGCGAGGAGGAGCGUCAGAACGGCCUCCUGUCGGGAGACUUGGAGAAGCAGGGCCACGAGGCGCUGCUCGAUUCGUACCGCAAGCUCAAUAGCCGAGCCGAGGAGGCCUGGAAGCGCAAGGGCGGCUUCGCUGAAGACAAAGUGCAGCGGCUCUGGAAGCUCGCGCAGCAGGGAGACUUCUCGCCCUCGGAACUGGAAUCUCUCAAGGAGGAGCUUCAGCACUACGAGCACAGGAUACGAAAGCUGGGCCACUUCCAGACCGAGCUGGAACAGCACGGUGCCGACCCCAAGGCAGCUCCGGACGAGGACCACGUCAAGACGCUCAAGCAGCGCAUCAAGCAGUACAGCCACAAGGUCAACAAGGUGCACCAGGAUCUGGAAGGACGCAUCCUUCAGCGACAUCUGGAACUCUGAAAUCUCUCUAAUGCUAUUGCUGGACCAAAGGGGUUCCUUCAAGGAAGGCAUUCCUUCAGCAUGACUUUCAAAGCCAAACCCAGUGCCUUUGAGAUAAGCUGCUCACGCACAGUUGUCCCUGAAUCCUUCGUGUCCUUCAUAUGCUCGUGUUUGUCAAUGCUACUCAGCGCAAAGUGUUCCAUCUACUUUAGUAUGAGCAGAACAGUGCCACCUUUUGGCCGAACGUUGCAUUACAUGGUAGCACUGACAGGUGGAUCUUAUCCUGAAGAGGUUCUCGUAAAUUUUUUGGAUUGGGGGGCCUUUAAGUAGGCACUUGGAGCGGCACUAAAGCAAAUACUAACUAGAACUAGAAUGAAGUUCUAGUGGGCUACAGAGUACUGCGUAAAUAGCUAGAGCUCCACGUAUACAUUACUUCUUCAAUGAAACUGAGUGGCUGUUGUCCGUUCGAGAUUUACUUAUAAGGUGUCGCACAGUGCACAUCAACUGUAAUUGAGUUGCGGUCAGGACUUAGUUUCUCGAUCAUGAUUGGCUGAUUUGUGCAGUGUCAAAGGGAGCCAGUUGCAGUCGAGAAAUUUAGGUCUUGAUUGGAGCUCUAUCGUGAUUGAAAGUGUCAGGGUGACGUCCGUAUUACAAGAUCAGCAAAGUGGGCAAGUUGUUUGAGGUUGAUGUUUAAAAGCAGUCUGAAUGAUUACUCUUUAACUAGUUCUGGCGAUCUAAGAUGCAAUCAGUAAUGCUGAAGCAUGGUAAACAGUUCAAUCAUGGUCUAUUUCUACCAAUUACUUUCAAAUUUUGGUGCUGAGCUAUGGAAAUUUUGUAGAUACAGGGGUUAGUGGGUAUUUUCAUAUUCACCGUUUGUGAUGCAAUGGGAGAAACAAGAGCUGGUCAAUCUAUGCAUGGACUCUUGUAAGAAAAGCUUCUCUAUAGAAGCUUGUCUAGAAGCUUCUACAGCUUUUCUAAAGCUUGUCUUAAGCUCGGCAGGUCAACAACUGCAGGGGCACAGAUACUUAGUCAUGUUUGUGUGAUGCGUCGCUCGGUGUUUGAAGCUUACGUCUCUUCGUGCAUUUUUUUU